Messenger RNA from Daphnia pulicaria, 3054 nucleotides. RefSeq lists its product as uncharacterized. Bases 1 to 3054 code for a protein of 1017 amino acids. Gene Ontology annotation, molecular function: catalytic activity. The record is from RefSeq and is a predicted model, not a curated record. Lineage: Eukaryota; Metazoa; Arthropoda; Branchiopoda; Diplostraca; Daphniidae. The transcript is spliced from 7 exons.
AUGGUCCAUGAUCUUAUUGUCUCUUCACAACUUGACUUGCUCGCAAUUACGGAAACCUGGCUCUCUUCGCUGAACGGAGUCACCUGUCUCGAAGCUUGUUCCCCUGAGGGUUACUCCUCGACUCAUGUUCCAAGGAUGGGUAGGCUAGGUGGGGGUGUGGCGCUUAUUUACAAGGACACCAUACAGAUUCACCCGCAUCCGGCUGGUUCUUUCUCAACAUUCGAACUACUGGACAUCACCGUCACGGUUAAAUCGGUUGCCACCCGCCUUGUGAUCAUCCACAGGCCUCCGGCUCGGAAUAAGAUCCAGUUUCUGCAUGAAUUCUCAGCGCUUCUUGAAUCAAUCGGCUCUUCGUCUUCGGGCAAUCUCCUGAUUGCUGGCGACUUCAAUCUCCAUGUCGACAGGCCAGAUUCUGUGGAGCUAGAGUUCUUGUGUCUCAUGGACUCCUUUCAUUUGGUUCAGCACGUCUCUGCCCCAACGCAUGUGAGUGGUCAUCUUCUUGACCUGGUGUUCUCAAGAGCGACGAAACAAAUUGUCACUUCGACGUGGGUCUCCGACAUUUUCAGUGACCAUUUCGUGGUUUACUGCUCACUACGACUUGCCAGACCUCAGCAGCCGACUAAGAAGGUGACCUUUCGGCCUUUCAAGUCCAUCGUGAUCGAUGAUUUCGUGAAGGAUCUGGCGUCUCUGCCACUUCUUACGUGUCCAGCAUCUACAUCGGAGGGCUUAUUGAAACAGUAUAAUGAUGGGGUUCGGUCUACUCUGAACAAACACGCACCUCUUCAAACGAAGGUUUUCGUCAUACCUCCGUCAUCUCCUUGGCUGAACGAAGACAUCAAGGUCGCCAGGCGCACUCGUCGUAUGGCGGAGCGACGAUGGAGGAAGAAUCCGAUUGUUGUGCAUCGCCAACUACUGAGCUCUGCGAGGAAUUGGCUCGGUGACCUGAUGGAGAGCGCCAAAAGUUCUCACCUGAAGGGACUAAUCGCUGAAUGCGGUUCUGAUCAGAGGGCGCUUUUUCGGCUGGUGAAUGGCUUCCUGUCAAGAUCGAAGGCACUUAGGCUACCUCAGCACAGUUCAAAACGGGAUCUGCUGAAUCAGUUCUCAUCGUUCUUUCUCAACAAGACCAUGGAAAUCAGAAGUCAACUUGAUCUUGCUCCGGUUGAAGCCGAAUCUAGUCCGGAAACAACGUCUCCUGUUCCGCUGUUCGACUCGUUUGUUCCUGUUGGUGUCUCUGACAUUACAGAGAGAAUUCUUUCUUCUUCCAACAAAUCAUGCUCCCUCGACCCAAUUCCAACUCAUGUUUUGAAAAGUGUUGUAUCUGUACUCGCCCCAGCAAUUACUUGUAUUGUGAAUGAGUCAUUGAUGAGUGGUAUAUUUCCUGAUACCUUUAAGAUGGCUAAUGUCACUCCACUCUUGAAAAAGCCCUCUUUGUGCCCAGAGCAACUUUCCAACUACAGACCUGUCUCUAAUCUGUCUUACUUAUCUAAGCUUACGGAGCGUGUGGUAGCUGAUCAGUUUGUAUCUCACCUAAACAGAAAUGAUUUGUAUGUCCCUGUUCAAUCUGCCUAUUGGGCGUUUCAUUCUUGUGAAACUUCUCUUAUACGUGUUUUAAACGACUUACUUAUCUCUGUUGACGAGGGUAUGGGGUCUGUUCUUCUUCUGCUGGACUUGAGUGCUGCCUUCGACACUGUAGACCAUGCAACUCUCAUUCAGAGGCUCUGUGAUCGUUAUGGUGUCUCGGGUAGGGCUCUGAAUUGGUUCGAGUCGUAUUUGAGUGGUCGGAGUCAAUCGGUGACUGUUGGUGAUGUUGCGUCUGACUCUAGUGCCGUCGUAAUGGGUGUGCCACAAGGCUCAGUUCUGGGUCUGACUCUGUUUUCUACCUAUUCUGGCCCAAUAUAUCACAUCUCAGUGCGUCACGGGAUCAACUCGCAGCUCUACGCGGAUGACACGGACUUCUAUGCAAAGUUCGAGCUUGACCCUGAGCAUUUGAACCAGAAAGAAACAUACGGGCGACUGGCGGGCUGUGUGGACGAGACGAGGGCUUGGAUGAAGAGGAACAAGCUUAAGUUUAACGACGACAAGUCUGAGCUCCUGCUGGUCUACUCAUCAAGAAAGCGCUGUCAACCUUCUCCGUUGCCUCUUCAAGUUGGCGAGAGCAGCUUGACCCCUCGUGCCUCAGUCAAGAACCUGGGCGUCAUCAUUGAUAAGCAUCUCUCAAUGGAGGAGCAAGUUCAGAGCCUGUGCAAGAAAGCUAAUUUCCACAUCUGGAGCAUCGGCCGAAUUCGCAGAUUCCUGGACGACGCUACCACUGAGAAGCUUAUGCAUGCUUUUGUUUUCUCCACCAUCGACAGCUGCAACUCUCUUUUGUAUGGACUCCCCGACAAGCUCCUGGACAGACUUCAACUUGUCCAAAACAAGGCGGCGAGGAUGCCGCAUAGUAGCGUGCGUGAAAAUAAAAAUUCGUUCAAAGUUGAAUACACAUGCCCGCAUAGUAGCGUGCAACCCAAUCCUGCAGAAGAACAACUUGUUGAAGACAUUGAUAAACUGAAGUCCACAAAUAGGAAACUUGAAGACACAAUUACUUUAUUACUUUUACGACUUGAAAGAAAUUUGAAGAAAAAAGAAGACGAAAAUGAGGAACUGACAGAUACUUUGGAAAUUCUUCGCUCGUGGUACGAAGAGCCACGAGAGUUAGCACAGCAAAUGAAAGAUAUUCUCCUCCAUCUUAAUGACGUUAUUUCUAACUUGAAUAGACGACCGAAAGCAUUACCUCUUACACCAUCUGCGAGUCCUUCUCAGUCUGCUGCUAAGCGGAUGGUUCCAUUCGAUGGUGACAUAAUGAUCGAGUACAAUGCUCUGCGAGAUGCAAUUUGUUACGAGAGAGAAGGUCAAUCGAAGGAUUCGCUCAAUGCAAUGGUGGGAAUUUUGAUUGACUAUUUUAUCCUGCCCCAAGAGCAAGCUGAAUACUCUCUUAGUGGUCGUGCAUGCCGCUCAAAUUCCAUACGCUGUGCUAACUCUCGUGGCUCUUCGUACCAAGUAUUAAAGAAAUAUUGA